GCUGGGGAGGGGGCCCCACGUGCUGGAACAGCUGGCGCUGGGGAGGGGGCCCCACGUGCGGGAACCGCUGCUUCUACUUUUUCGUCCCCGUGCGCAUCCUGGCCUCCGUCACAGCUGAGAGGGUGUCAGCUCGAGGCUCAUCAGUGGGAUUUGCACCUCUCUGUCAGGGGGGAGACUUGCUCCGUGGGGGUCGUGAUGUCAGCGUUUGCUGCCCACGCAGGGCCCCUCCCGACUCGGCUGCGGUGGGCCCUCCGCGUAGAGGCGCGGAGCUGAGGCUCGGAGAUGCAGCGGAGCGCCAGGAACCCGGUCUCGCAGCAGCAGCAGCAGCUGCCUCGCCAGCCAGAUGCUUCCCGGAAUCUUAACGUUCUGAACUGCCCUAAACUGGGUUAACGUUGAAGCCAAGGAGGUACCAGCGGAAGUGGGACGAGCUGGCCGCGCAGGACAAGCUGCUGCGCCAGGAGCUGGAGCAGCUGGCCAACAGCAAGAAGGAGAUCGUGGCCUUCCUCAAGCGCACGCUCGGCCAGCGCAUGGACGAGAUCGCGGACCUGAACGAGCAGCUGCAGAGCCUGCAGCUGGCCAAGGAGCUGGAGAAAGACGCCUUUGAGGCGCAGCUGGCCCAGGUGCGGCACGAGUUCCAGGAGACCAAGGACCAGCUCACGUCGGAGAACAUCGCCCUCGGGGGCAAGCUGGCAGCCCUGGAGGAGUUCCGGCUGCAGAAGGAGGAGCUCACGGAGAGGUUCACGCUGCUGGAGGACCAGCUGCAGCGGCAGGAGACCGAGUACAGGGACUACAUGUACAGACUGGAGAAGAAGUCGGUGCUGGACAAGGACAGACUGCAGAAGGAGAUCAUCCAGCGCGUGAACCUGGUGGCCAGCGAGUUCCGCAAGACAGCCAGCAAGCAGAUGUGGGAGACCACCAAGCGGGCCAUCCUGGAGAACAACAGCGUGACCUUGCAGCUGGCCAGGGUGUCCCGGCAGGGCCUGCAGCUCCAGCGCGAGAACGACCAGCUCCACGGCAGCCGGGCCGAGCUGUGCCAGCAGCUGCAGCUGCUGCAGGGCAGCCAGGAGAUCAUGGCCAGGCACAGCCGGGGCCACCAGAAGAUCAUCCUCAUGCUGACUGACAAGUGCCGCAGACAGCAGGGCGACGCGGCGGAGGCCGGGCGGCUGCGGCUCCUGCUGAACCAGCUGGAGCAGGACUUCGUGCAGCUGCAGACGGACGACCAGGCACUGAGGGCCCAGAAGGAGCAGCUGGACCUGCAGCUGGAGCGGCAGAAGGGGGAGGUGCGGCGGCUACAGCAGGAGCUGACCGAGGAGCAGGAGCUGCGGGCCAGGCUGGAGAUGACCCUGGCCCGGGCCACUGCCUUCCUGCGGGACAUUCUGCAGAUGCGAGCAGAGGGGGACGACGGCGACUUUGACGUGGUGUUCCAGCUGCAGCGCAAGGAGAUGCUGCGCCAGUUGCUGGCCCUGCUCAGCGCCGCCGCCGUCCGCACGGCCCAGGUGCCUGCCUGCCGCCGCCAGGAGGCCCAGCCCCUCGGCGCGCAGCCGGGGAGCCGGCCUGGCACCCAGGCACCCAGGGCACGCGCCCUGCUGCAGCAGCUGUCCGGCAUCACGGCCUACCAGCCGGGGGACCUGGGUCUGGUUCCUCGCCGGUUCCACGUCCCCCCCAACCCUCAGGACCUCAGGCUGCUCUCCUACGUCACCCGCGUGGGCAAAGUCCGUGCGCACAGCAGCCCCGAGAUCCACACUGCCAGUAUCCUAAAAAGGCUCAAGAAGUUUAGCCUCCCCGAAGUUUUCCUGCACCCCAAGUAGGCUGCCGAGAGGACCGCCGUCGGGCCUGGGACGCCACCUCGGGCCCCGUUCGUCUCUGGGAAAGUUGUAUAAAAGCGGCAGCACAGCA
This is a messenger RNA of Oryctolagus cuniculus (rabbit), 1896 nucleotides long. The record is from RefSeq and is a predicted model, not a curated record. Lineage: Eukaryota; Metazoa; Chordata; Mammalia; Lagomorpha; Leporidae.